UGCAAAUUCACAAAAAGAGAUUCCCAGGAAGGAGACAAUUGAGGUUAGAUCUCUAGAUAGAUUUCCUACCUAACAAUCAAAUCUCAUUUCUUUCAGCUUUCAGUUGUAUUUUAUUUUGUUUUGGAGAUCAUUUCCUCAUUUCUGGUUUCAUUUUCACAAAAAUUCCAAGAGAUCAUGGGAAAUGCUCUAAGGUUUUUGUAUAGAAAUUGUUGUGAACCAACAACUCAAGAGUCAAAUCAGUAUCAAUAUGGCGGUGUUCCUCCCACAGCCACUGCUACUACCACUACUGGUGGUGUUUCAGCUCUAGUUCAUGAUUUAAAUCAGUAUCAGAUCACUUCUCAGGUUCCUGAAGGACUUAGUGAGCUGGUUGUAUCUUCAAAGAAAGCUCAAGCUAAUUGGUACACCAAACUAUUGCAGACAUGGAAAGAAGCGAAACCAGCACCUAAAACACCUGAACAAGCGUCUAAGCUUGUCAUUCAGACAUUAAAGCAUCACCAAAAGGCUGAUGUAGAGGGUUUAUUGAAGUAUUAUGGUCUUCCUCUUCCGCAUAGUUUGGUGAAGUUCGAAUUGCAUACACUUCCAGUGGACGCAAAAGAUAUUCCUGAUGGGGAUACCUUAACUGUCUAUGUUAGCGCAAAGGACCGUAGAGAAGCACCCAAUGUGCCCAAGGCUGUACAUGUUGCAGUAUCACAACGAACGAAAGCACGUGCAUCCAAGAAUUAUCAGAAGGCAGAUGUACUUCAUAAGAACAUUAUUGAUGCUGGUUAUAGAGUAAUAACUGGUUCAAACAAUAAGGAUAUCCUUGCCAAAAAGUAUCGGAUUCGAUUGAGUGGAAUUGAUUGCCCAGAGAGUAAAAUGCCCUAUGGACAAGAAGCAAAGCAAGAGCUUAUUAAGCUGGUUCAAGGAAAAUGCUUGUUAAUUAACGUGUACACUGAAGAUCGCUAUGGUCGACUUGUAGGAGACAUCCAUUGCAAUGGAAAAUUUAUUCAGGAAAUAAUGCUCAAGAAAGGGUGUGCAUGGCAUUAUGCAGCCUAUGACAAACGCCCGGAACUCAUAAAGUGGGAGAAUGCGGCUAGAGUUAAACGGGUUGGGUUGUGGGCAUCUCCGAACCCAGAAAAGCCAUGGGAAUGGAGAAAAAAUAAACACGACGGAAACUAACUUCCAUUGUUGACAAAGUAUGUUAUGGUCGACGGAAACUAACCGUGUUCAGUUUUCGCAUAAAGGAUUGGGGCUCGACAACAUAUUGCAUUACAGAGACUUUACAUUACCAACAUAUUGGUUGGCUGUAACUUUUAAGUGAUUAUACAAACAGAUUUAGAGAUUAAGUAUAGAUGUUUGCAGGGUGUAUACUUGCGAUUGAAUUGUAUCACUGUGUGUAUUUAUGUCUCCAUAAAUAAUAAUUGUAUGGUCAACUAGGUAAUAAUCAGUUGAUAUUAAUUUGAAUCCUGUAACAUAUAGCUGUUGGCUGUUAUGAAUUUUCUGCCACUGUGAGUCUAUGGCCCAAAUUU
Papaver somniferum (opium poppy) is the source of this 1508-nucleotide messenger RNA. RefSeq lists its product as uncharacterized. The record is from RefSeq and is a predicted model, not a curated record. Gene Ontology annotation, cellular component: cytoplasm. Gene Ontology annotation, molecular function: aminoacyl-tRNA ligase activity; ATP binding. The transcript has 9 exons. Bases 175 to 1158 code for a protein of 327 amino acids. Lineage: Eukaryota; Viridiplantae; Streptophyta; Magnoliopsida; Ranunculales; Papaveraceae. Gene Ontology annotation, biological process: tRNA aminoacylation for protein translation.